Molecule: messenger RNA, 2855 nt
Organism: Symsagittifera roscoffensis
Lineage: Eukaryota; Metazoa; Xenacoelomorpha; Acoela; Convolutidae
Product: exocyst complex component 3-like
Exons: 9
Coding region: 47-2503 (818 amino acids)
Biological process (GO): exocyst localization; exocytosis
Cellular component (GO): exocyst
Molecular function (GO): SNARE binding
Source: RefSeq, a predicted model, not a curated record
AAUUGUUGUGAUAAACUUAUUAAAUAGAUAAGUUUCCAUGCUAUAAAUGGUGCCUAUGUCUAAACAUAGGCAGUCAGUAUCUGGAGCUGCUCUCGAUUCGGAGUCAGAAGUUUUCAAGAGGGCACUAGAGCAGGUGAAGAGUGUUCUGCAGACGGAGGAGGAUCUGAACAAUCUGAGAGAGAAGAAGAAGACUCAGUUGAGUAGGAAGGCCAAUGUGGACACCCGACUAAGGACGGCCAUCAAGAGCCAGUUAGAUGGGAUCAAGACAGGCCUCACACAAUUGGACGCUGCUGUCAAUGACAUCCAAAAAGUGCGAGAGCACAUGAGCGAAGUGAGUGCAGCGUAUAAACAUCUGAACAGCAUGAAUGUGAUGUUGCCCAAUCUAGUUGACACAGCGGCCGAACACAGUCAGCUGCUGGCUGCGAAAGAGAACUUCGCCUACAUUGUGCAGGUGCCGGAGAAGGUGGCAAACAUUGCAGAGUUCAUAGAGCAGGGCAAACUCAUCUACGCUCACAGCUACCUCGCUGGACUAGAGAACUGUCGAGAUGAUCUUCUAGUUGAGUUGUUUCGCCAGAGCAAAUCUGCCCCAGACUACGAUCACAACGUCCAAAUCAUCAGACACUUCUUCUCAGACGUCGAGAAACUCUUUUUCAAACUACACCGCAAAAUAAUGGAAGACUACCUACCCAGAUUCCUGGAAUUAGCGAACACAAAUCCAGCUGAAUUGACGAAUAUUGCCAGAAUAAUAUGGCGAGAAGAAGCGAAGAACAAAUUAUGCAGAGAAGUGAAGGAGAAAGAAGGAAUCGACAGUCCCGAUCGACUCAACGGGAACCGCGAGUGGCGCGAUGAUUGCCUGAAACGCUUCGACGAAAUAAUUUCUCAAAGAAUUGAAAAGUAUUUCUCGGAAUUGAUGAAGUUCUUGGAGCGAGGAGAGUUCUAUAACAAGACGGAUGUCUUUGGAAUCGAAGUCCAGAAAAUUAAAUUACAGGUUGUGCAAGAUUUGAAGACGAUCAAGUUCCAUGUUGUGAAAUGUUUCCCGCCUGAUUUUGCCAAAGAGGUUUGGAAUUACCCGGAUUUGUAUGAUUUCUUUGUAAAUCUGAUUCAUCGGAAAAUGAAAGAGUGGACUUUCAAAGUUUGCCACGAAGUAAGUGAGCCGAAGUUUAAUGAGCAAGAAAGGUUUGCGCAGAAAACUUUGAUUCUUCAAAUGCUUUACUUUGUGCGUUUUCAAUAUAUGGGAACUGAAUUCAUGGGCUUGCCGGAACUUGAAAUUGAUGUUUCGAAGGUGUCAGAUAUUUUGGACCAGGGCGAAAUUGACACUAUGGAAACUCAGUUCCAGGAAAUCACGGAGGAGUCGUUAAUGAAGUACUCCGAGAACUGUCUGGAAACUGAAGUCAGAACUUGGAGGAAUCCUAAACAGGACAAUUCCGGAAAUUAUAUAAUGCCGAAAGUGGUCGGUGGGUUGAGAUAUACACAGUUACAUAUCGAUUUGUUCCAAGCUAUCAACACGACAUUUGAGUCGGUCGCUUUUGAUAAGAAGAUUCCGGCUAAUAUAACAUACAACGUGGGCAUCAGUGCUUUGGAGUAUUACAACUCGUUUGGAGAUAAUUACGAAGCAGAACUGAGAAGGUUCUACGAAGACUGGAAAAAUGCGAGGGAGUUUUCGGACAGCGACAAGACUGCCUACUUUCUCGCAGUCAUGGUGGCCAACAUCAACUGCUGCGCCUCAAUUGCUGAGAACAACGUGGAAAAACUGUCCAAGAAGUUCCUCACGUCUGGAGACUGGAUGGACGACCAGAAAGAGAGAAUCCAGAAUCUGACCCAGAAGGUCAAGCGUAGAUUCAUCAUGAUUGCUGCAGUGUGUGCCAAGGAGUUGGUCUAUGGUAACUUCAGUUUCUGGACCAAGGAAGCAUAUCUGGACAAUCUGAUGAGCAGAGACGUGUGGUUGGUGGAUGAGGCGGAACCCCUCUGCGAGUCCAUCUCGAUGACGGUGACUGACUUCCUAGAGAAUGAUCUGAACACUCUCCAACCUGCUUAUGCGGAGUUGUUUGUGAACACGUGUCAAACCGAGAUCGCAGUCGCAUAUCUGAAGAAACUGAUGGUGAAACGAACUUUUGGAGGAGCCCUGUCGGCGGCUAAUUUUGAGGACAGACAGAAGAUAGCAUAUAAGAUGAAGAAGGAAGCAGAUACACUGCACAAGUACUUUAUAGACAAAUUGGAGACACUCAAAGGCUGUGCCAUAUCACACUCGGAGGGACCACUGCAGGCUGUAGUGAGCACUGCUGACAUCUACCUGACAAACAAAGACAUGAUGAUCGUUAUAUUGGGGGCACUAUGCAAGAACUAUCCCGAUGCUACUCCAACUCAACUGGAACGUCUCAUCGGGUUCCACGAGGAGUUCCGGGGAGAAGCCGGACGAAACGGAGUCAAAUCUGCGUUUGCCUCGGUGCCGAAAGGACAAGCCAGUCGGUCAACCGUUUUUAGCCACCCAGAAUUGAGGGUCUAAUCUAAUCCUGGCUUUAUGCAAUGAAUCCUGGACGACCCCUGAUAAGACUACGAGAGAUCUACGGAACCCCUUAUUUAUAUCAUUUAUUUUGAGUAAAAAUAUGAUUUUGAUCAAAAAUUGUCUAUUUAGUUGUAAAAAUUUGUAAAUUUUUGAAUAAUUUUUUCAAACCCCAAUUGCUUUGCGGCCGUAAUGACUCAUGUUUUGUUUAUUCUCAAGGUCUUUAAAUGAGAGUUUGACACAAUUUUGUUAUGUCAGCUGAAGCAGUAUGGAUAUUCAAAUUCAGUACACAUUCGAGAUAAUGCAGUUUGAUGUAUUGUUGGUGGUCUGAUUUUAGCUUUACAGAGAUCUCGAA